AACAACAGCCAAGUACGUCGAACAACAACGGAUGACCUGGCAAAAUUACACAACGCACUUUCGCGUUGGCGACUACCGGAUGCUUUUUUAUUGUGAAGGAGAGGCGGAUCUAUGUAUGAUCCCAUUAUAUCUUCUUGUUCCAUUGUUGAUUGUUCCCGAUACUUACUACUACUUUGUGUCAAGUAUAAAGACCAUGCAACGGCAUGCAUUUCGUACUCGCCGUGUUUAUCACAACCUCGUCAGUGACGAAGUGGACUGUGUCUGCUGCCUUCUUUCACUUCACUUUCUUUGCUUCCAACUUACGACUCGGCAUUGACUGCCAUCUUUCACAAGCUGGUCUUGGACAAAUCUUCGAAACACGCCUUCACCGCUGAAGUCGACGACAUACUAGUACAUCUACACCAUGAAGGUUUCCGUUUUUGUGACUCUCGUGCUCUCUUCCUUCGCCACCGCUCUUCCGAGCCCCAAGCGCCGUGGGGGAAGCUUUGUACUGCAGAAUGGUAUUGACGCGAUCAAUUCAAACAACCAGUUCCAGUCCCUGACUGCAUCCUCACCAUGUACAUCUGGCAACGCCUGUGUCAAUGGGGAGUUUGCUCAGUGUGUCAACGGGCAGUACGUCCUCACUUCAUGUGGAUCAGGUUUAAUGUGUGCUGCACUUCCUCUUGUCAACUCUGCUGGAACUAGCAUCACUUGCACCACUCAAGCAGACCUGAACUCUCGUAUUCUUGCCACUGGCGCCACUGCCAACGGAACAAGCACGUCAGGCAGCUCCUCCAGUGCGACCACUACAUCUAGCUCAGCUUCUACAGCUACUUCCACAGCAGGCUCUGGGUCAAAUUCUAACUCAAAUGCUCAGACCUCCCUAACUCUGCUGUCAAGCCUUGUCGCUCCUGAUUUUGCUCAGAACGGUCUGAAUGUAAACACCUCCGAGGCUGGCGAAGUUCCCUCUUUGACCUCUACCAACAACUUCAUCAACUUCUGUGCCACGUUGUCCAAUCUCCCUAUAACGAAUGGCCAACAGAUUAAAGGUGGUUCCUGCAACCCCGCUCCCAUGGGUGCCAUCCCUUCCACCUCGAAUAUGCCCAGCGCCAAGUUUGUCACUCCUACCAACUUGGCUGUUCUUCCAGCGGAUACCACUUUCCAGGUGACGCUGGCGGUGAAACAACUCCAGACUGGGUUCUUUGUUAAUGCGGAUACCAAUUACUUUUCCGCUCCCCAACAAAUCGAUCCUACAUCUGGGCAAAUUCAGGGUCACGCCCACUUCGUUAUCGAGGCGCUUCAGUCCCUUACGCAGACUACCCCAACCGACCCCACCAAGUUCGCAUUUUUCCUUGGUCUGAACGGCAAGGCAGAUGCAAACGGUCAACUUUAUGCCAACGUCACUGGUGGUUUGCCUGAGGGGACGUAUAAGAUGUCCACCAUUAUCAGCGCGAUGAACCAUCAACCAGCUCUUGUCGCUGUGGCGCAGCACGGGUCAUUGGAUGACCAGAUCUACUUCACUGUAGUUGCCCCUGGCCAGAACGGCACGACCACGACAACAACCUCCAUCGGUGGCUCGGGUGUCUCUUCCGUGCCCGCGGGUUCCAGCACUUGACCCUCACAAGUACGCCCGCAACCGUGAGUCCCACACCCACCAAAGACUGCACAUCAUACGACAAUUCCCGUGCUGUAAUGGUGCAUACUGCUCACGACCUUAUGGCAAGGCUUGUCUGGCUUGAAUUUAUAGAUUACUACUUUCCUUGCAUUCUCGUUCAUUGAAUUUACGUCGCACGAUUUAUAGUGGGCAAGAUUGUUCUCAUCAAUUUCAGUGUAGCCUUUAUGUACUAAUAUGUAGCUAUUGCCUUAGGUCAUUACCUUACAUCAAAUAGUUCUGUCACUCCAUAAAUGAAAUUGCUUUUAUUGUCGUU
Messenger RNA from Suillus subalutaceus, 1907 nucleotides. RefSeq lists its product as uncharacterized. The record is from RefSeq and is a predicted model, not a curated record. The coding region runs from base 404 to 1594 and encodes 396 amino acids. The transcript is spliced from 4 exons. NCBI's taxonomy places the organism in Eukaryota, Fungi, Basidiomycota, Agaricomycetes, Boletales, Suillaceae.